Messenger RNA from Alternaria incomplexa, 255 nucleotides. RefSeq lists its product as uncharacterized. The coding region runs from base 1 to 255 and encodes 84 amino acids. Lineage: Eukaryota; Fungi; Ascomycota; Dothideomycetes; Pleosporales; Pleosporaceae. The transcript has 2 exons. The record is from RefSeq and is a predicted model, not a curated record.
AUGCUCGGUUUGAAAGACCAGUGCAUUCAUCCAACUUCCCAGAAGCCAUACAUCAAGUCCUUCUCAGGGGGCAAGAACAACAGCCCUGAAGGCCACAGCGGCAACUCAACCCAUGGUUUUGUAGUGGAGUUUGAGAAUGAAGAGGACCGCGACUACUAUGUAUACAAAGACCCUGCCCAUCAGGAGUUCGUAAAGCUUGCUGGGGAGGUGGCGAAUGGCGUGAAAGUCUUCGACUACGAGCCAGGGAAGAUGUAG